This is a messenger RNA of Dunckerocampus dactyliophorus (ringed pipefish), 2068 nucleotides long. RefSeq names its product transmembrane protein 138-like. The transcript is spliced from 5 exons. The record is from RefSeq and is a predicted model, not a curated record. The coding region runs from base 1 to 612 and encodes 203 amino acids. Gene Ontology annotation, cellular component: cilium. NCBI's taxonomy places the organism in Eukaryota, Metazoa, Chordata, Actinopteri, Syngnathiformes, Syngnathidae.
AUGACUCAUGAAGUGUUCUGCAUUCAGAUUGAUGUUAGUAUAUCGAGUGUGCAUGAGAGCAGUGCAGCCUUGGAUCCAUCGUGGAACCAGAAUCCGCCCGGGCGCCCAGCCUAUGGGACGGAGCCACUUCACACCAGUAACUACUCGCUGGUGUUGCUUAUUCAGCUCAGCCUGCUCUCCUUUGACCUGUUUGUCAACUCCUUCAGUGAGCUGCUGAGGGAUGAACAAGCAGUACAGCUGGUACUUUUCAUCAUUCAGGACAUUGCCAUCCUGUUGAACCUCAUCAUCAUUCUCUUGAUGCUGUUUAACACAUACGUGUUCCAGGUUGGUCUGGUUGCCAUAUUGUUGGAGAGAUUUAGAGCUCUGCUAAUGCUCUCUGCGCUCUAUCUGACCUUCAGUGUAAUACUCCAUUCCUGGCUCACGAAUCUGCGCUGGCUAAGUACCAACAGAUUUAUUUGGACAGAUGGCCUUCAGGUGCUGUUUGUCUUCCAAAGAGCUGCUUCUGUGCUGUACUACUACCUCUACAAGAGGACCUCAGAGUAUUUGGGUGAUCCUCGCCUCUACGAGGAUUCACCGUGGCUGCGAGAUAUCUUUGAACGAGUCAGACAGUGACCCCAGACAUUUCUCAACAGACCAGUGAUGCCGCAGCGGACAUGAGAUUGGGCACGUGGCAAAUGGGACCAAAGAAAAAUGUCUAAAUGGAAAGUGGAUCUAUGAUAAGGUCUGGUUUGAGUCAUAUUUCACUAUAACGGUACAGGACAGGGACACUCAACAAAUAUAAAAAAAUAAUAUAAUAAAAUUAACACUUUAGUUUUUUGUCCCAUUUUUCAUGAGCUGAACUCAAAGAUGAAAAACUUUUUCUAUGCACACAAAAGACCUUUCUCUCAAAUCUGUCUGAAUCUGUGUUAGAGAGCAUUCAUCAUUGAUGAUUCAUAAUCUAUCUACCUCACGGGUGUAGCAUAUGAAAAUGCUGAUGAUACAGCAUGAUUAUUGCACAGGUGUGAUUUAUGUUGGCCAUAAUGAAAGGCCACUCCAAAAUGUACAGUUUAACUGUAUUGGGAUAGUCCGGAGGGGUCCACCAUUUGCCUCAGAUACCUUAUAUGCCAAUCCAGAGCAUCCCAAACAUGGUUGAGUAUGCUGACCAUGCAAGUACUGGGAUGUGUUCCAGCAAUUGUGUACAGAUCCUACAGAACAUGGGGUCGUGCAAUAUCAUGCUACAACGUGAGGUGAUGCUUGUGGGUGAAUGACAUAACAAUGAGCCUCAUGCUCUCGUCACAGUAUCGCUGUGCGUUCAAAAUGCCAUCAAUACAGUAAAAUGCACCUGUGUUGUGGAUGGAGUGGCCCAUGGUGACAGUGGGGUUAUUCUAUGAGCAGGUGCGUAUGUUAUGGACAACAAACAGGUGUAUUUUAUUGAUGGCGUUUUGAAGAUAGUGAGCAUCUGGAUUGGUGUAUACGGUAUUUGUAUUUGAGCCAAAUGGUGGUCACAUCACUGGUUUUUGGACCCCUACAAAUCCCGCCACCCCCCCAAUACAGUUAUAGUGCACAUUUUGGAGUGGCCUUUUAUUGUGGCCAACCUAAGGCACACCUGUGCAAUAAUCAGGCUGUUUCAUCAGUAUCUUGAUAUGCCAUACCUGUGAGGUGGAUAGAUAGCAAUCAUGAAUGACGAAUGCACAAAUUUCACAAAUUUGUGAAGAAUAUUUGAGAGAUAUACCUUUUGUGUACAUAAAAAAAGUUUUACACCUUAGAGUUCAGCUCGUGAAAAAUGGGAGCAAAAACAAAAGUGCCCCAUUUAUAUUUUUGUUGAGUGUAGUAGGUACAACUGGUAUAACUGGAUACAGUCUUAAAGCCAGCAUUUUAUUUCACACAGGAAAAAUAUGCUUGUGUAAAAUGUGCCAAAAUAUGUAUUUCUUCAAGUGAAGUUUGAAUGUUUGUGUAUUUUCCAGGCACCACAUGUCCUUUUUUGUUUUUUGAAUUCUUACUGCACGCUUUUAAAGGCUGUUUUUCAGUUGUUUUUUAAAAAUACAUUUCAGACUACUAACAUGUCUCUGCAAUGUUAUAUUAAACAGUU